GGGGGAUCUCAUCGAUGAUUCGUGCACAUGACCCGUGCGAAUAUCGCAAACAUGGCCGACACCAUUGUUUUGAUUGCAUCUGCAUUAUUUUUUAAUUGCUCGGUGUUUCUUUUUAUUAAUACACCAUCGUCGAUAAUGUGAACGACACAAUUGCUACCGGCAGCCAUCGACUACAAUUUUUGGAGGUACAUUUAUAACGUAUAAUUUUCUCGUGUUAGCCCUAUGCUGAAUUGACAUUUUGAAAUUAAUAUGUUUUCACACAUUUUUAAUGCCGAGUAAAGAUCACAUCACCGUCACUCACCGAUCACGACGUCCGGGAUUUCGAAAAUGGACAACGCUGGUCAUCAUCCAUCUGCAGUGAAAAAACGUUCCAUCGAUGAUAUCAUUAAUAACAUUACGUCGGAUCUCCAAAGUUAUGAAGGUCGUUACAUGGUUUUGGGUAACCCUAGACAAUCAAAUGAUUUUAUGUGGCAGCAAGUUAAUAACUAUGCAACGCCACAACAGCAACAACAACAACAACAACAACAACAACAACAACAUAACAUUUAUAAUCCCGAACCAAUCAAUUUGACAAAUAAUCAAUAUGUUUUGAACUCUAAUCAGUAUAACCGGUACAUGCAACCUCAAAAUCCUAUGCCACCGGGUUUUGUAAAUUAUGACCACCAAGUUUAUCCACAACAUCAUCAUCAUCAUCAUCAUCCUCCUCCUCCUCAUCACCAUCAACAGCCCCAACAACAACAACAGCAGCCGCCAACACCACAACAUCCUUCUCAGCAACAGCAACAGCAAAUGAACUAUACUUACUAUCAACAUUCACAAUAUAAUGGCCAUCCUGUAUCAUACCAAACUCCGUCGUAUGGCCUUUUCGAUACACCCUGCAACGAUGCUCUAAUUGAAAACUUAGUUCAAAGUUGGAGUCAAACUCAAAGUGGAGGUGUUUUUAGUCCAUUUGGGAAUCAGGCGUUUCAGACUUCAAGAGAAAUGAUCCCUGAAUGUGAAAUCAAUGUUCACAAUAGUUCACUGCCCUUUAAGGAUAAAACAAUCGCUACUCCAGUGAAGAAGGUUCGAAUGGUUGCAGAAGUCCGUCCAAUGCGACCAAGUUAUUCUGAUGUUCUUGCUAAAUCUCCUGCUGUUGGCCCUGUAAAAAAAACAGCGGUUUGUACACAAGUAGAAACACCUUCAGACAUUAAAAAUACUUCAAAAGCCAAGACAGCUGUUAAAAAGAAGAAAAACUCUACAAAGGUUUCCAAAGUUGAAUCCGGUUUGAAAAGACAAAAUUCUUCAGCCAGCAGUGAAGAACGUAAUACUCCUAUUAUCGAAUUCAAAGAAGAUAAAAAAUCUGAAGCUUCAAUUAAUAGUAAUGAUAAAAUAUGGACUUCUUCUGAAGAUUUAAAUGGAUCUGAAUAUUACGAAGCUGAUGAAAAUGCAUACGGUAAUAUUCCGGUACCAAAGCCUAAAGAAACUAAAAAAGAUAAAGUCAAAGUUAAAACCAAGUCUACGCCUCAUCCAAAAAAUUUAGGUCACAGUUUUAAGCCUUAUAAAGAUAAUGUUGACAAAAACAAGACGAGAAAAACUUUAAAAUCAAGCAAUAUGAAUGGCGUUAUAAAAAAAGACAAAACUAUUAAAGACACUAAAAGAUGUAUUGAAGUGAACCACAUAAUUAUAAGUAACGAUAGCAAUACUGAAAAAGCAAUUGACAACGACAAAAUGUCUUCUAAAAUUUCUUCGGUUGUGUCUCAGCCACAACAAACUACUACUAGCAAAAAUCAAGGAUCGCGUAGUACGGCUACAUUUACCGCCUUGCCGUUCAAAGCUAGAUAUCAGCGUGUAACUAAGAAGCGUCCCCGUAGCUCUGCCAUUAAUACAAUGAUUAGCAAGUAUUUCAAUUAUUUACAGUCCCGGCUUGUACAGUACGCCCCUUUGAUGGUCUUUUGGUUUAUUCAUUUGCUAUGGGACGUUAUCACUAUGAGUUUACAUCUACUUAUUCAUUUGUCGGCAUCUGGCAUGACUCAAGUAUUUGACUCUUGCAAAAAAUGUUGGUCGCAGUUCUGGCUUGGAAUAAGUGCACCGUUUACAGGUGCAUCUCAUUGGGCAAGGGUUAGAUGGAAAGAUCCUCAACCAGACAACACUCUCCAGACAAAUAUUCCACUGCCAACGACUGGUGAAGAGGCUCUAAAAAGGCUGCUAGCUUGUAAAGGCAAAGAUCCUUACAGUAUUUUGGGUGUGACUAGUGACUCUUCGGAGGACGAUAUCAAGAAGUAUUAUAAGCGACAAGCAGUUCUUGUUCAUCCAGAUAAAAACAAUCAGUCGGGUGCCGAAGAAGCUUUUAAAAUCUUAAUUCAUGCAUUUAACAUGAUAGGAGAUCCAGAGAAACGUAAACUUUACGAUAGUGGUAUUGAACAUAUUAAGGAAAAUUACGACGAAUUGAAUAAAUUGCUGAAGAAUCUUCAUGAAAAAAUGGCACAAGUGGCUAAUACAAUCAGAUGUACGAGUUGUGGCAAACGGCACAAAAGAAAACUAGUAUCCUGCCGUCCAAUGUACGCUGCACGUUUCUGUGCACUGUGUAACGUCAACCAUUCGGCUCGCGACGGUGAUAUCUGGGCAGAAAGUAGUAUGUUUGGUUUGCGAUGGAAAUACUACGGUUGCAUGGACGGCGGUAUAUACGACAUAACCGAUUGGGCCACUUGUCAGCAUGGUAGUUUGAAGCAUAUGAAAGCGGACACACAUUCAGUACAGUACAGAAUAAUAUUUGGGGGCAAACAACAAACUCCCGAACCAACAGUUUCCACAUCGCCGCCUCCACAACCGCGGACUCAAGUGCCUCCGCCGCCCACUCCGUUAUUUGAUUUUCACCAACCUCAUUUGGAUGAAUUUCUAAGUUCGUUCUACCAACAUCCUAUGCCGGGAUCAGCCACUAACGGAGAGUUUGGUACUACAUCGGAUAUUCCCCGACAACGCACCAAGAAUAAAAGGAAAAAAUAAACCAAGUUGCUUCCUUUAACAAGCCCCCGUUAGAUAUUUAAGAGUUCAGUUAAAAAAAAAAAAAAACGAAUUAUGAAAUAAGUAUAGGACGACUAAUCUUCUAUAAAAAUUACACGUUUCCUAUUUAAUUAUUAUUUUCUGCGUUUUAAAAUAACCUUAUCACUUCAGUAAAAUCAAUAAUAUCAGCUAACCAUAAUUUAAUUUUUUUCAUUAUCAUUUUUGUCAUAAUUAACACAUCUUUAAAAUCAAAUCAAGUGGUAUUAUUUUUAAUAAUUUGCGAUAGUGUUUUAUUAAUUUACUACUACAUACCUAACAUAUGAUUUCCUAUUCUGUUUUAAUGCUUAUUCUUUU
This is a messenger RNA of Adelges cooleyi (spruce gall adelgid), 3333 nucleotides long. Its product is annotated as dnaJ homolog dnj-5. The record is from RefSeq and is a predicted model, not a curated record. Gene Ontology annotation, molecular function: dopamine receptor binding. NCBI's taxonomy places the organism in Eukaryota, Metazoa, Arthropoda, Insecta, Hemiptera, Adelgidae. The coding region runs from base 328 to 2982 and encodes 884 amino acids. The transcript is spliced from 12 exons.